AUGCUGCCGCACGCCUCGCCGCUGCGCCUGCUCUGCACCCUGCUCGCCGCCGCGUCGGCCGCCCGCGCCCUCAAGUUCGAGCUCACAGCCCACGCCGGCGUCGAGGACCACCGCAAGGAGCGCUGCAUCCGCAACUUUGUCGGCGCCGACACGCUCGUCGUCGUGACGGCCAAGGUGGACGGCGCCAAGGGCGACGGCAUGGCGGUCAACAUGCACGUCCGCGACGCGCUGGGCAACGAGUACGGCCGCCCCCGGGACAUUGUAGGCGAGUCCCGCGUGACGUUCCAGUCGCACGGGGACGCCGCCUUUGACGUCUGCUUCGAGAACCUGCUCUCGGGAGCGCGCCGGCCCAACCCUGCGUCGCGCCACGUCGAGCUCGACAUUGACGUCGGCGCCGACGCCAAGGACUGGAGCGCCAUCCAGGCCACGGAGAAGCUGAAGCCGGUCGAGGCGGACCUGCGCCGCGUGGCCGAGAUGACGGAGGAGAUUGUGCUCGAGAUGGACUACCUCCGCCUGCGGGAGCAGAAGCUGCGCGACACCAACGAGAGCACCAACGCGCGCGUCAAGUGGUUCGGCAUCACGACCACGUGGAUCCUGAUUGGGCUGUGGGUGUGGCAGGUCAUGUAUCUGCGCGCGUACUUUCGCUCCAAGCACCUCAUCUAG
Messenger RNA from Ustilaginoidea virens, 663 nucleotides. RefSeq lists its product as uncharacterized. Bases 1 to 663 code for a protein of 220 amino acids. Gene Ontology annotation, cellular component: COPII-coated ER to Golgi transport vesicle; endoplasmic reticulum-Golgi intermediate compartment; Golgi apparatus. The transcript is spliced from 3 exons. NCBI's taxonomy places the organism in Eukaryota, Fungi, Ascomycota, Sordariomycetes, Hypocreales, Clavicipitaceae. Gene Ontology annotation, biological process: endoplasmic reticulum to Golgi vesicle-mediated transport; Golgi organization; intracellular protein transport. The record is from RefSeq and is a predicted model, not a curated record.